GGAUCCCGAUUGGAAUAGGUCCUCAGUACCGAUUGCUAGUCGUAAAAGGUGACAAAAUGAGGCGGUCUGUCGGAUGCGACCACAAAAACCGAGGUUGCGUGUUUAUACCACAUGAUAAAGAUUCAUUCCUGCCCAAAAGCCGUAAGCGCUGAACAUAUACUUAAGAUUUGAGGCCCUUCACCGGCAAUUCUGACCCCCAUACCAGUGACAAAAUUCUCGAGAGGGACGUUAAACACUCUACGACCAAUCAAUAUCCAAAGCUUGCAGAAUUUGAAACUGACUAUUCAGAACGACUUAUUAAGAUAGUGGCGAAGUGCUGGAUUCCUUGAAUAUCACGCCCGGGGCAUCUGAAUAGGAUAACAAUGUGACGGACUAGUUCAAUAUGAAGAUCGCCACUUUCAUUAUUUUCAUUGUUUGUAUUUCCCCUACACAUGUAGUAGAGGCAACGUAUUAUUGUUCCGGUACUGAUGAUCCCUGUACACAGGCCAGUACUCUCUUUGAACCCUACGCUAGAACAGAGAACUGUAAACAUGACGGUGUUCAUUCGCCUUGUGACAGAUACAUCACGCCGAGAUGGUACGUGACAGACAACCCGAUACUUGACCAGUGUCCAGACCUUCUAAGCUGUGGAGCGGUGUAUCCAGUCUGGUUUAACGGGUCUUUUCCAAGUGUUGGAGAUGGCAUCACCACAGAACAAUUGUGUAAAACUGGAUUCUCUGACUGUUGUUCCCGAACAUAUGACAUUCAAAUUAAGAACUGUGGGACACACUACGUGUACUGCCUGCCAGCCUUAGACGCUUGUCCGGAGAGGAUCUGUUUUGGUACUAACGGGUCGUGUGAAUAUCCAACUACUACGGCUCCCACAACAUUGAAAAGCAAAAAUGUACCCAGCAAAACAUUUAACGAUCUAAAAUCAAGGUACGGGCUAGCCAUCGGAUCAGUCGUGGUGCUUGUGCUCAUUCUGAUUGCAGUCGGCGGAGUUGUCGGACUCUACAUCUACAAAAAAAAAAAACACGAAAGAGAAGUGAGCCAGAGCAGGAUAGUUCUUGUAGAAGAGGAAUCACACCAAGGGACGCCCCGAAUGGAAGAAUCAAACCGUGCCAUGACCCCAGUGGGAGGUCAUUCUGCCCCGCCCUAUUUGAAUUUCCAACUAAGCAAAAGUCGGCAAUGAAAAGAUACAUAUAUGUACAGCAUUAGAGUUGUGGAGUCACUGACUGUUACAAUUGAUUUUGUGUGUUGUACGUUCCAUUAUAUAUAUAUACAAAUGUAUAUGUGAUAUUUUAUACUUUCUAAAAUGUAUGUUAACAUGUAUUCCAUUUAUUCCCAAUCCGUGACCAGGUGUUGAAGCACUAGAACUGUUGUAUUUUUGACUCUUUCCAAUAUACCGCCGUUUAAUUACAGAUACAUAAUUUAUGUUACUGUGAUAUGUAGAUGGUACACAUCAUAUUUAUAUGAAAUAUAUAGUUUUUUUUUGCACUAGAAACACACUGCUAAUCUUGACUCAUUUUCAUCUUCAAUGCCACUACUAUUGCAUAUUUAAAUGAUUGUAUUUCAAGGAAUACUCAUUAUUCAUUGGCACUGUCGAUAAUGUGUUACACUCUCACGAACAAAUGAACCUUCAUAGGGUAUUAUGUUACUCUAGCACUAAUAUAUAGCCAUACACAUGUAUCUUGGCCAUAUGGUGCAAAUCGCUUGUUUAAUGUAUCAUAUGUAUAUCAAAUAUACUGUCUAUACUACUUCCGGUCCGAACUAUUUUUGCGAUCAUCCCCACUUCAGCCGUAUGCGAUAUCUCGUAGUUUGUUUUCCUGUUGAUCACUUGGUUACAUUAAUUAAAAAAGACCGGAAAAUAUCUAUAAUAUUUUCAGCAAUACUUAUCAAAUUUGAAUUGUAAAAACCGUGCUGCACAAUUUGUUGAUUUGCUUAUCAAUCAAAAGAUCGAUACCAACUCUAUCAGUUCUGAAGGUGGAAAGCAGUGAACUGAUAAAUGCAAGCGCAAAAAGAAAACAUCGUGAGGAAAAUUUGCGAUAGAAAAUAACUGAGCCUACCGACAUAAUGCAAGUCGGUGACGUCACCGUCUAUAGAAAUUUACACAGAAUGUACACAGCAUAAACGAAUACUUCAAAAUUAUGAGUUUUAUAAAAAAGUAAUCAGUCUGUUUCGGUGGACUAUCCAUAGUGAGCACAGCAAUCUGACCUGUUCCAGUUUCAGCGAAUAUUCAACUGCCCGCAUCUGUCUAGUCCGGAUCCAUCCAGGGCGUACUUAUCAGAAUGUCUUGCAGGACGCCUUACUCCUCCCCCAUAACCCCUCCGUUUCCAAGAGAACACGUGGAUAUUAAAUAAGAAACUACACUUUGAUCACGAACAUCACUCUUCCAAUUUUGCUGAUUGAUUUAAAUUAAAGUAAUAUUAGUCCACUAUCAAUGAUCCUUGAUAUGAUUUCAAAAAGUCCCAAUGAAAACUUUUUCAAGCAUGUUACGUAAAGAAAAUAGAUAUUCCGUGAAGCUCUGAAAGAAAUAUAAGUUAAAAGGAUAUAAUAGAGUAUAGAUUUCGGAUGGUUUCAAUGUAUUCUAAAACAGUUUUCAUUCAUAGCAACAAAUGAAAAAAAAAUGUCUAUAGCUGUGUGAUAUUCACCGUAAUAUUUUUUCUCACGUAGGAAGCUAAGUAAACACAUCGUAUCGGUAUUGACGCUUCGGGAACGCUUUGAAUCAGUUGUUUUGUUGCAGGUCGGAUCAUAUAAAAAUUCAAUCGAUAGAAAAGGCCAAUAAUAUAUACAAAACAUCUAUAUUUGCGUGAUUUGAUAUUUGCUCUGUCAAACUCGUUGAAAUAGUGAUUUAUUUGCUCAGCAAACCUGGCGAAUAGAUACAUCAUUUCAACUCAUUUACACGUUUACCUGAUCAGGAUAUAGGGCUCACGGCUGGUGUGACCGGUCAACAGGGGAUGCUUACUCUUCCUAGGCACCUGAUCCCACCUCUGGUGUGUCCAGGGGUCCGUGUUUGCCCAACUAUCUAUUUUUAUAUUGCUUGUAGAAGUUAUGAGAUUGAUCGCUGUUCGUUAUCUUCACCUUGCAUUGGAUAGAAGAAAAUAGCAGAUACCCAAUACAGACAUCCCCUUCAUAGUAGUCUGUGACACAUGCAGAGUCACUGAUUUACACUGACACGCGAUUUACACGUCAUCACACAGCUGUAGUUCCUGUGUACCCGUAGUUAUCAUGAUAAGGACUUAGUGAUAUGCUCUGUGAUAUAAUUGUGAUUACAUGCUUCAAUCAUUGACAAACAUUAUCAAGUGACAGAUAAAAAAUCAUUAAAUAUAUCAUUUUUUAUUAUUUUGUUAAUAAAUGUUAUUAUGGUA
Messenger RNA from Ostrea edulis (European flat oyster), 3347 nucleotides. RefSeq names its product oncoprotein-induced transcript 3 protein-like. Bases 383 to 1171 code for a protein of 262 amino acids. Lineage: Eukaryota; Metazoa; Mollusca; Bivalvia; Ostreida; Ostreidae. The transcript has 9 exons. The record is from RefSeq and is a predicted model, not a curated record.